AUGGAGAAAAACUGUAAAUUUAAGGUUGGACAGAUCUGUUAUUCUGCUGUGAUACAAGUUGGGUCUGAUGUCAACUACAACGAAGCAGAUGAUAUUUGUAAAAAACGCAACGCAGAUAUUGGUUUGAUUCGAGAUGAAAAAUCAUACAAUGCAAUUGUGAAUUACUUGAGAAGGAAUAUUCCAAAAGGGGAGGUGUUGAUUAGAAUAUGGACUGGAAUCCACUUUGAUUCAAUGACUCGCGAGGUCACACCUGCGAAUUCCUUCACCAAAUGGCAUCCGGAUUUCUUACCAUCGGGAACUAAGUAUGAAGAUCGCACAAAUGUUUACCUUUUUGUUGAUUCCGACCCGAAUUAUCGUUAUCAAGGGAUGGUGAAUGCUCCUCCUACCUGGGAGUAUAACGGUGUUAUUUGUGAGAUUCUGAUCUAA
Styela clava is the source of this 426-nucleotide messenger RNA. NCBI's taxonomy places the organism in Eukaryota, Metazoa, Chordata, Ascidiacea, Stolidobranchia, Styelidae. The record is from RefSeq and is a predicted model, not a curated record.